Messenger RNA from Striga hermonthica, 672 nucleotides. NCBI's taxonomy places the organism in Eukaryota, Viridiplantae, Streptophyta, Magnoliopsida, Lamiales, Orobanchaceae. The record is from the annotation of a GenBank genome assembly.
AUGUCGAACCUCAGAUUAGAUUUCGACUUCGAUUCACUACGAGACCUUCACGAAUCGGUGAACAAAUCGCUCCAUUCCUCGCACGCCAAGCUCGAGAUCGUCGCCAACCACCGGGAGAGCCUCGCGCACGACCUCUCCGAAUCCUCGCUCAAAAUGGCGGACUCGUGCGCCGCCGCCAAGGACCUCCUCCUCGUGGCCAAAACCCACCUGCAGGACCUCCAGUCCGCCUUCCGGAGAGCCGCAGACGGCGAGCAGCGGCUCUCCUCCCAACGCCUCCCGCGAAAGCAGCUGAAGAAGGCGAUCCUCAAGAGGUUGGACUCGCUGAAGGGCGCGGGCGUGGCGGAGCCGCCGCCGGAGGAGGGCGGGAGCCUGGCGGCGGUGGUGGAGGUGCUGGCGGAGGUCCGGUCGGCGAUGGUGGGGGUGGUCCGGUCGCUGAUGAGCCUGAUUGCGCUGCCGGAGAAAGGUGGUUCGGGGAGGAAGGAUCCGAUUUUCAGGGUGAGGCUGAGGAGAGUUGACAGCCUGCGGCUGUGGGAGAAGUGCGACGCGGCGGAGGUGAGGAAGAGGCUGGAAGAGGUGGAGGCGGUGGUGGAGGAGAUGGAGGAGGAGCUCGACAGGAUGUUUAGGAGGUUGAUUAGGACGAGGGCCUCGCUGCUAAACAUACUUACAACAUAG